Molecule: messenger RNA, 727 nt
Organism: Halichondria panicea
Lineage: Eukaryota; Metazoa; Porifera; Demospongiae; Suberitida; Halichondriidae
Exons: 4
Coding region: 94-588 (164 amino acids)
Source: RefSeq, a predicted model, not a curated record
AUACUCACAUGUCAUAUCAGUGACCUUUGCAAGGAAGAAUACUACUGUAGCUGUAUCUCUGAUCUAAAGAAGCAACUUGCAAGUCUCUCCAAGAUGACCUCCAUUACCCUGCUGUGUGUGUUAGCUGCCUGUCUGUCCCUAGGAGCUUGCGGCCCUCUGCAUGCAUCCUGCAAGCUGACAUGGAUGUUUCCAGCGACCAACUGCUCAGUUGUUCACGAUUGUCUGUCGUACACGAUCACAAAUCUCUCUGGCGACCCUCAAGACUGUAAAUCAUCAGAGAAGUGUCUUUACAAACUUGUGAGUGACACUGGUAGUGAGAUCCACUCCACCCACGAAACACCUGUGAAGCACUAUGUGGAUGACCAAAGUUUCACUCUGUCUGCUGGAUCUGGAGGCGCAGGCAGCUGCACUGUUGCGGCCUACUCCACUUCUGAGACGUGGUAUGCUGUCCUUGACUACGGCACCAACUAUUGCAACCUCCGUAACCUUGUGGACAUUUCUAAGCUGUCCGGUAUGACUGAUUUUAAGGAGAUAACUGAUGACUCGAUGUGUACUCAGUAUUCAAGCCAUGACUGCUCGAAAUAUUAAAAAGACUGCCAAGAAGCUAAAACUUUGUAAACAUUGAACUACUCUUAUGUACUUGUGUGCGUCGUAUAAUGUUAGCUACUAAGUGUGUAAUGAUGCUGUUUCAAUUCUGAUAAUUAAGUUAUUGAAAUUGAAUUUUGAA